Messenger RNA from Dreissena polymorpha, 7666 nucleotides. Its product is annotated as cytochrome P450 4V2-like. Gene Ontology annotation, molecular function: heme binding; iron ion binding; oxidoreductase activity, acting on paired donors, with incorporation or reduction of molecular oxygen. NCBI's taxonomy places the organism in Eukaryota, Metazoa, Mollusca, Bivalvia, Myida, Dreissenidae. The coding region runs from base 40 to 1584 and encodes 514 amino acids. The transcript is spliced from 12 exons. The record is from RefSeq and is a predicted model, not a curated record.
CAUGAUUGGUCACAUGACAGUGUACUGAUAGCGGACAAAAUGGUUGCUCUGUCGAUUGUGUUGUUUGCAGUAGUAAUUGUUUUAUUUAGCGUCUGGUUGUUUAAGCUUGAGAAAAUACGACGUAAUGUGGAUCGACUUGGUGGUCCAGUAUCUUUACCACUUAUUGGUAAUGUACACCAGCUUCGAAGAAAUCCAAAAGAUUUCACACGACAACUCUUUGAGUUUAUGAAAGAGUACUCCCACCUUAAAGUCUUCCGGUUGUUGAUUGGCGGUCACCCGUUGAUAUUAGUCUGCAGUCCAGAAGAAGCAGAGCCUCUGAUGAACAGUACCAAACAUCUGGACAAGGCUUCUGACUACAAUUUCUUGCAUCCAUGGUUGGGCACUGGUUUACUGACCAGCACUGGUGACAAAUGGAAGUCAAGAAGGAAGUUGCUUACACCAACUUUUCACUUCAAAAUUCUCAACGAUUUUGUCAGUGUAUUCAACGACCAGAGCAAAGUUCUUUUAGAGAAAAUGCGGGGGCUAGCAGAUGGGAAAACAACAGUUAACGUUUUCAACGAUAUCACACUUUGUGCUCUGGAUAUCAUUUGCGAGACUGCAAUGGGUCGCAGUGUGAAUGCCCAACUGAACAGUGACUCCGAUUACGUGCAGGCAGUUUACAGGGCAUCUGAGUACACAUUCAUUAGACAGAGAAGCCCCUGGCUGUGGCCAGACUUUCUGUUCCGACUAAUUGGACCUGGCAAGAAGUAUGAUGAGUCCUUGAACAUACUGCACAGUUUUACUGAAAAGGUUAUCAAAGAGAGGCAACAUGAGUUCUGGAAGAGGUAUGACCAAAACAAAGAUAUAACGAUGGAGCAAUUGCUGAGCGAACAGGACCUCAGCAUGGGACAGAAACAGCGACUGGCCUUCCUGGACAUGCUGUUGUGUACGUCAUCUGAAGGGAAGCGACUCUCAUUCCUCGACAUCAGAGAGGAAGUGGAUACAUUCAUGUUUGAGGGUCAUGACACCACUGCAAUGGCAUCCAACUGGGCCCUGCAUCUUAUUGGCACAGAUGUUUCGGUUCAGAAGAAAGUACAUGAGGAAUUAGAUGCUAUCUUUGGUGACAGUGAAAGGGACGCAACUAUGGACGACUUGAAGGAAAUGAAGUACUUGGAGUGCUGCAUUAAGGAGGCAUUACGGAUGCGUCCUUCAGUGCCUGUGUUCGGUAGGAGUCUGACAGAGGACAUUGUCAUCCGUGGCGUUCCUUUGGAAAAGGGCACAAGUGUUCUCAUAGUACCUGCUGCGAUCCAUUCCUUAGAGGAUAUCUAUCCUGAUCCGGAAACAUUUGACCCAGAUCGGUUUCUGCCGGUAAACUGCGUGUCAAGACACCCAUUCGCGUACAUACCAUUCUCGGCUGGACCCAGAAAUUGCAUUGGUCAGAAGUUCGCUCUACUGGAAGAGAAAGUCAUUCUGUCCAACAUCUUUCGUAACUUCUCAGUGAAGAGCAUGCAGAAGCUUGACGAGAUGUGCCCAUUGGCGGAACUAAUUCUGCGGCCAGGGGAGGGAGUUAAGGUCAUCCUUACACCUCGCAAAAAAGCCAUGUGAGGCCACUUAUAGACAGUUUCUUGAUGGAAAAAACUUAUUUAAAGGUGCUUCAAUGAACAAUUAAUAACCUGCAUUAGAAUGUAUUGAUUUAUGCUUACACAUAGGUAACCAAUUAUUAUACCCCCACAAACGAAGUGUAGGGGGGUAUAUAGGAGUGAACUUGUCUGUCUGUCGGUUCUUAUAAGUGUCCACUCUCUAAUUCAGGUCAUUUUCAUCCGAUCUUCACCAAACUUGGUCAGAUGUUGUUUCUAGAUAAUGUCUAGGUCAAGUUCGAAUAUGGGUCAUGCCGAGUCAAAAACUAGGUCACGGGGUCACUUAGUGCGUUUAAACAUUGAACAUUGUGUCCGCUCUCUAAUUCAAGUAGUUUUCAUCCAAUCUUCACCAAACUUGGUCAGAAGUUGUAUCUAGAUGAUGUCUAGUUCAAGUUCGAACAUGGGUCACGGCAGGUCAAAAACUAGGUCACGGGGUCACAAAGUUCGUUUCAUGGUGAGCUUUUGUGAUUGCCUUUUGUCCGUCGUCCGUUGUCCAUAGUCCGUCAUGCGACGACAACAUUUGUCUUGUUCACUCUCUAGAGGCCACAUUUAUUGUCCAAUCUUCAUGAAAUUUGGUCAGAAGAUUGGUUUCAAUGAUAUCUUGGAUGAGUACGAAAAUGGUGACGUUUGCUUGAAAAACAUGGCUGCCAAGGGGCGGGGCAUUUUUCCUUAUAUGGCUAUAUACAGCUAUAGCAAAAUCUUGUUAACACUCUAGAGGCCACAUUUAUUGUCCGAUCCUCAUAAAACUUGGUCAGAAGAUUCAUCCCAAUAAUAUCUUGGCAAGUGCGAAAAUGAUGUUGGUGGGUUGAAAAACAUGGCCGCCAGGGGGUGGGGCAUUUUUCUUUAUAUGGCUAUAGUAAAACCUUGUUAACACUCUAGUGCUUGCUCAGAAGAUUUGUCCCACUGUUAUCUUGGAUGAGUUCAGAAAUUGUAACCUUUGCUUGAAAAACAUGGCUGCCAAGGGGCAGGGCAUUUUUCCUUAUAUGGCUAUAUAUGACUAUAGUAAAAUCUUGUUAACACUCUAGAGGCCACAUUUAUCGUCCAAUCUUCAUGAAACUUGGUCAGAAGAUUCAUCCCAAUAAUAUCUUGGAUGAGUUCGAAAAUGAUGCCGGUUGGUUGAAAAAACAUGGCCGCCAGGGGGCGGGGCAUUUUUCCUUAUAUGGCUAUAGUAAAACCUUGUUAACACUCUAGAGGCCACAUUUAUUGUCCAAUCUUGAUGAAAUUUGGUCAGAAGAUUUGUCUUAAUGAUAUCUUGGAUGAGUUCGAAAAUGGUUACGUUUGCUUGAAAAACAUGGCCGCCAAAGGGUGGGGCAUUUUUCCUUAUAUGGCUAUAUAAGGCUAUAGUAAAAUCUUGUUAACACUCUAGAGGCCACAUUUAUAUUCUGAUUUUCAUGAAACUCGGUCAGAAGAUUCAUCCUAAUAUUAUCUUGGAAGAAUUCAAAAAUGAUGCCGGUUGGUUGAAAAAUAUGGCCACUACGGGGGCGGGGCUAUUUUCCUAAUAUGGCUAUUGUAAAACCUUCUUAACACUCUAGAGGUCACAUUUAUUUUCCGAUCAUCAUGAAACUUGGUCAGAAGAUUUGUCCCAAUGAUAUCUUGGAUGAGUUGAAAAUGGUUUUGGUUGCUUUAAAAACAUGGCCACAAGGGGUGGGGCACUUUUCCUUAUAUGGCUAUAGUAAAACCUUAUUAACACCCUAGAGGCCACAUUUAUUGUCCAAUCUUCAUGAAAUUUGGUCUGAAGAUUGGUCUCAAUGAUAUCUUGGAUGAGUUUGAAAAUAAUUAUGUUUGCUUGAAAAAAAUGGCUUCCAUGGGGCGGGGCAUUUUUCCUAAUAUGGCUAUAGUAAAAUCUUGUUAACACUCUAGAGGCCACAUUAACUGUCCGAUCUUCAUGAAACUUGGUCAGAAGAUUCAUCCCGAUAAUAUCUUGGACGAGUUCAAAAAUGAUGCCGGUUGGUUGAAAAACAUGGCUGCCAGGGGGUGGGGCAUUUUUCCUUAUAUGGCUAUAGUAAAACCUUGUUAACACUCUAGAGGCCACAUUUAUUUUCCGAUCUUCGUGACACUUUGUCAGAAGAUUUAUCCCAAUAAUAUCUUGUUAUCUCAGGUGAGCGACUUUGGGCCUUUCAGGCCCUCUUGUUUAAGAUUAACAUGGUGUGCGCUCUUUAAUUCAAGUAGUUUUCAUCCGAUCUUCACAAAACUUGGUCAGAAGUUUUAUCUAGAUGAUCUUAAGGCCAAGUUCAAACAUUGGCCAUGCCAGAUCAAAAACUAGGCCACGGGGUCACUUAGUAUGUUUUACACAUUCAGCAUGGUGUCCGCUCUCUAAUUCAAGUAGUUUUCAUCCGAUCUUCAACACACUUGGUCAGAAGUUGUUUCUAGAUGAUGUGUAGGUCAAGUUCGAAAAUGGGCCAUGCCGGGUCAAAAACUAGGUCACGGGGUCACUAAGUGCGUUUUAAACAUUGAGCAUGGUGUCCGCUGUUUUUUGUGAAGACAACAUGCAAAAUAUUCUGUGUCAAUGCGGCAUGUGGGGGUAUUCGUCAUGUCUGUGACAAAGCUCUUGUUAUUUUUGUUGCAAGUUAAACAUUUUUAGCUCCACUGGCCAAAGGCCAGCGGGGCUUAUGUCAUGGUCCUGUGCCCGGGUGCGUGCGUGCGUGCGUGCAUGCUUGUGUUAACUUUUCCUUAAAACAUCUUCUUCUCCUAAACUACUGGUCCAAUUCUGAUGAAAUUUCUCAGGAAUGUUUCUGGGGUGAACCUCUUUCAAAUUUGUUCAAAUUAUGCCCCUGGGGUCAAAUUUGACCCUGCCCCGGGGGUCACAAAAAAUGAAAAUUUGCUUAUGUAAGGCCUUUUUUGUAAAAACUUUCAAAAUCUUCUUGUCCAUAACCAUUGGGCCUAGGGCUAUCAAAUUUGGUAUGUAGAGACAUCUAAUAGUCCUCUACCAAAUUUCUUCAAACUAUGACCCUUGGGUCAAAUUUGACACUGCCCUUGGGGUCACAAAAUUGAACAUAUGCUUUUAUAGGGUCAAUUUUGUGAAAACUUUCAAAAUCUACUUGUCAGUAACCAUUGGGCCUAGGGCUAUCAAAUUUAGUAUGUAGAGACAUCUAAUAGUCCUUUACCAAAUUUCUUCAAAUUAUGCCCCUGGGUUCAAAUUUGACCAUGCCCUGGGGUUCACAAAAUUGAACAUAAGCUUAUAUAAGGCCUAUUUUGUGAAAAAUUUCAAAAUCUUUUGUCCAUAACCAUUGGGCCUAGGGCUAUCAAAUUUGGUAUGUAGAGACAUCUAAUAGUCCUCUACCAAAUUUCUUUAAAUUAUGCCCCUGGGGUCACAUUUGACCCUGCCCCGGGGGUCACACAAUUGAACAUAUGCUUUUAUAAGGCCUAUUUUGUGAAAACUUUAAAAAUCUUUCUGUCCAUAACAGUAUGGCAUAGGGCUACCAAAUUUGGUAUGUAGUGACAUGUAAUAGUUCUCUUCUUAGUUUGUUCAAAUUAUGCCCCUGGGGUCAAAUUUGAAAAUGCCCCGGGGAUCACAUUGAAUAUAUGCUUAUAAAGGUCUUAUUUUUUGAAAACUUUAAAAAUCAACUUGUCCAUAAACAUUGGGCCUAGGGCUUCCAAAUUUGGUAUGUAGUGACAUCUUAUAGUCCUCUACCAAGUUUGUUCAAACUAUGCCCCUGGGGUCAAGUUUGACCCUGCCCCAAGGGCAUAGUUCUACCAAAUUUGGUAUGUAGUUACAUGUAAUAGUUCUCUCUUUUUUGUUCAAAUUAUGCCCCUGGGGUCAAAUUUGACCCUGCCCUGGGGGAUCACAAAAUUGAACAUAUGCUUAUAUAAGGCCUAUUUUGUGAAAAUCUUAAAAAUCUUUCUGUCCUUAACCAUCGGGCCUAGGGCUAUCAAAUUUGGUAUGUAGUGACAUCUAAUAGUCCUCUACCAAAUUUGUUCAAAUUUUAUCCCUGGGGUCAAAUUUGACCCUGCCCCGGGGGGUAACGAAAUUGAACAUAUGCUUAUAUAAUGCCUAUUUUGUGAAAACUUCAAAAACCUUCCUGUCCAUAACCAUCCGGCCUAGGGCUAUCAAAUUUGGUAUGUAGUGACAUCUUAUAGUCCUCUACCAAAUUUGUUCAAAUUUUAUCCCUGGGGUCAAAUUUGAACCUGCCCCGGGGGUCACAAAAUUGAACAUAUGCUUAUAUAAUGCCUAUUUUGUGAAAACUUAAAAAAUUCUUGUCCAUAACCAUUAGGCCUAGGGCUACACAAUUUGGUAUGUAGUGACAUUGUAUAGUCCUCUACUUGGUUUAUUCAAAUUAUGCCCCAGGAGUCAAAUUUGACCCUGCCCUGGGGGCCACAAAAUCGAUUAUAUGCUUAUAUAGUGCCUAUUUUGUGAAAACUUUGCAAAUCUUUCUGUCCUUAACCAUAAGGCAUAGGGCUACCAAAUUUAGUAUGUUGUGACAUCUUACAGUUUUCUUCCAAGUUUGUUCAAAUUAUGCCCCUUGGGUCAAAUUUAACCCUGCCCAGGGAGUCACAAAACUGAACAUACACUUAUAUGGGGCCUACAUGUAUUUUGUGAAAACUUUAAUAAAAGUCUUUUGUCCAUAACCAUUGAACCUAGGGCUACCAAAUUUGGUAUGAAGUGACAUCAAAUAAACCUCUACCAAAUUUGUUCAAAUAAUGCCUCUGGGGUCAACUUUGACCCUGCCCUGGGGGGUCACAAAAUUGAAUAAAGGCUUAUAAAGCGCCUAUUUUUUGAAAUCUUUAAAAAUCUUCUUAUCGAAAACCAUUCAGACUAUGGCUACUGAAUUUGGUAUGCAGUAACAUCUUAUAGUCCUCUACCAAGUUUGUUCAAAAUAUGCUGUUUGGGUCAAAUUUGACCCUGACCCCGCGGGUCACAAAAUUGAACAUUAUAUAUGCUAAUAUCUUGCUUAUUUUGUGAAAACGUUUAAAAUAUUCUUGUCCUUAACUCUAGGACCUAGGGCUACCAUAUUUUGUAUGUACAUGUAGUGCGAUAUAGUAGUCCUCUACAAAGUUUGCUCACAUUAUGCCCCUGGGGUUAAAUUUGACCCAGCCCAGGGCGUCACAAAAGUGUACAUGUGCUUAAAUAGGGCCUAUAUUUAAGUAUUUGCACAUGCAGAGAAUAUUUGUUUCAGCCUUUUAUCAGCAGUGGAGCGAUACAGGGCCAUCAUGGCCCUCUUGUUUAAUUUAAAAAGAUUUGUAUGGUUUUAUAAACUUUUUCUUAGGGAUGCAACAAUACUACAGGAUCUGCAUUGCAAUGAUUUUGAAAGACGAACACGAGAAAAUCAAUAAAUAUAAACUCUUGUAGUAUGGCUUCAUUAUUUAAUGAUUGUUUUAGCCAGUAUAGUACAUUAAAGACAGACAAUGUUAACUAGAUCAAUAAAUAUGUGUGUGCUAUAUUAGCCAUAGUACAAGUUUAUUCCCGCUUUGCAAACAAUUAAUCUUAAGUUUCAUUUUUGUAUUUCUAUCAUUUCUUAACAUUUUCCAUGUUUUAAUAAGUGUGGCGAUAUCCCUUAAUGCCAUUUUAUUUUGCGUCAUUUUGAGAACUUUGCUUGCAAGACUUUUCUGGUUAUUUCUAGAUACCGAGGUUUUUAAACAUAAGUCAUAAUGUUUGACUCAGGGCUUUGUUAAAAGUUCACAAACUUUUUUGUAUAUUUAAAAAAACAACAUAUUUUUAAAAUUAUUUUCUUGUUAAGCGUAUAGCCAAAAAAUGGAAGAUUUGUAUGUAAAGUCUUUUGUCAAGUUACUGUGAUGUUUUUAACAUUUUAUGCCUUACCAAUUUGUUUGUGAUAUUUUUAUACAAAAUAAAGGCUGAAAUAAAAAAAGUUGUUUGUAUCAAUUAAAGACUCUUAUUUUUAAUUCGGAAGUUUCCAAAGAGAUUGGGAUUAUUUCUGUCAUAAAACAUCCUUUUUAAUUGAAUACAUCGUUUGUUGUAAGCAAAAACAAGUUUUGCCGACAGACAUACUCUACAUUUUUGGUUGAUAUUAGUAAAAACAAACAACUUUAUUGUUUUGGCUAGAAAUAAGUAUUUUUUCCAGUAUUAUUAGAAAUAAAAUUGUUAAACUCCUGAA